CCCUUUUUCAUCACACUAUCCCCCCACGUAGUACCAGUAAUUAUAUCCUUUCGCUGAAGAUAUUCUUGAGAGAACUCAAUCCCCCUAGCGACUUACGUUCGGUUCUUUAAAACCUACCCUCGCUAUGCGGCAGCUUAGCAGUGGCCCCAGCGGCAGCUUCCGCCUGACCCACUUCCCCAGCGACAGUAUUCCCAGCUAUGCAAUCCUUUCGCACACCUGGGACGCGGAUGACCAGGAGGUUACAUUCCAAGAUAUUACGAAUACCGUGGGAACCAGCAAGACAGGCUAUAGAAAGAUCGAGUUUUGUAAGGAGCAAGCAAAGAAACAUGGGCUUCAGUAUUUCUGGGUGGACAGCUGCUGCAUCGACAAGUCAAGUAGCGCCGAGCUCACAGAGGCUCUUAACUCGAUGUUUCGCUGGUACGGGGAUGCAGCAAAAUGCUAUGUGUAUCUCUCAGACGUUUCAACAGGAAAGCACACCCGGUCUUCUGAGCUCCCAUGGGAACCGGCGUUUAGGCGGAGUCGAUGGUUCACCAGAGGCUGGACACUACAGGAGCUUCUUGCUCCGCGAUCAGUCGAGUUUUUCUCCCGAGAUGGCAAGCGACUUGGACAUCUGUCUCAAUUCAGCAACGAUGAGCGAAUGUCAUGGGCAAAAGAGCGAGAGACCAAGAGGGAAGAGGAUCAAGCAUAUUGCCUCAUGGGAAUCUUUGGCGUCUACCUACCGGUCAUCUAUGGCGAGGGGAAAAGAAACGCACUCCAACGGCUUCGAAAAGAGAUCGAAGAGGGUUCAGACGAUACGCGAGUGAAAUGGAACGACAAGGAACUAAACUGUAUGCAAGCCCUGCGUAAUUCAGCUUCCGACUACGAGCAGUUCAAGGACCGGAACUCUAGCCGACUUAGAGAUACCUGCCAGUGGGUUCUCCGUCAUGACCAUUUCCGAAACUGGAAAGACAGCAGCUCCUCAAGUCUUCUUUGGAUAUCUGCGGAUCCUGGAUGCGGAAAAUCAGUUUUCUCUAAAUCUCUUCUCGACGAAGAUUUCAAAAACACGGACGCUGGCACAACUUGCUACUUCUUUUUCAAAGAUGACAAUGACGUACAGAAAAGUGCAGUUGCAGCGCUUGCGGCACUACUCCACCAGCUCUUUCGGCAGAAACCAACACUUAUCAAACACGCUAUGCCGGAUUUCGCCGCUAAUGGACAUCAACUUUCUCAAUCAUUUCAUAUACUCUGGAGUAUUCUAAUAAAGACGGUGGCUGACCGGAAUGCCGGGGAAGUCUUUUGCGUCUUGGAUGCCCUCGACGAAUGCGCAGAAGGAGGGCAGUAUCAGAUUAUUAACGCUCUCAGUUCAUUCUACCAGCAAGCAAGCUCCGGAAACAAUGCAUCUCGACUCAAAAUAUGUGUCACUAGUCGUCCUUACCCAGGCAUUGAACGGCGCUUCACCGAUCUUACUUCUAACUUUCCUACGAUUCGGCUGCACGGCGAGCAAGAAUCAGAUAUAAUCAGUCAUGAGAUUGAUCUAGUCAUCAAAUGGAGAGUAUCUCAACUCGGAUCUGAGCUCAAACUCAAUAAUUCAGAACAGUCAAAUCUCGAAACAGAGCUGUUGAGCAUGAGCCACCGAACAUACCUCUGGUCAACACUCAUUUUCGAUAUCAUUCGCAAAAUGAUUCGACCGACAAGUCGGAAACUAAAGGCAGUUAUUAGUGGCCUUCCGUCCACAGUUGAUGAAGCAUACGAAGCGAUUCUUACAAAAAUCGAGGAGGACGAUCGACCACAAGCACGGAAAUUGCUCUCUAUCGUUGUUGGAGCAACCAGGCCUCUUACACUAACAGAAAUGAACAUCGCUCUAGCUAUAGAAGACCGCCAUCGCUCCUUCGACGACCUUGAACCUGACCUUGACGAUGAAGCGAGGUUUGAAGCGUCGGUGAGACACCUCUGCGGGCUCUUUGUGACUGUAGUGGAUCGAAAGGUCUAUCUGAUCCAUCAAACUGCAAAAGAAUUCCUUCUCGCGAAGAGUGAGGCCGCUGCUAUUGGAUAUAAAUAUUCUCUUGUUCUUGUCAAGGGCCCAAACCACGAAGGAUUUGGUAAGCUGGUAACGCUGUUGAAUUGCUAAAGAGAGAAGGAGAAGGUCUCUCUCACUGCGAUCUGCUAUUUACAUCUGUGGGCAAACGGUCUACCCAUCCCUUCUGCCUUAGGCCGCAAGGCCACAACACACAGACUGGGCAAAGCCCAAGACUGUCACACAAAGUAGAGUUUGUAGAGGUUGACUUUGAUGCGGAUCGAUUUGAUACGGGAAAUUCCAGCAGUCCUCGAUAUCCGUUACUGAAUAUAUGAUCGAGAGUUAGUUUCGUCCUGUGGUUCGGCGCCAUAUUAGAGGACUGCGUUAAAAUGUGACUGCACGCGAUCGUGAAUGUCCCAGCGCCUCUGCGU
Messenger RNA from Eremomyces bilateralis CBS 781.70, 2424 nucleotides. RefSeq names its product HET-domain-containing protein. Bases 125 to 2107 code for a protein of 660 amino acids. The transcript is spliced from 3 exons. NCBI's taxonomy places the organism in Eukaryota, Fungi, Ascomycota, Dothideomycetes, Eremomycetales, Eremomycetaceae. The record is from RefSeq and is a predicted model, not a curated record.